Molecule: messenger RNA, 2195 nt
Organism: Eubalaena glacialis (North Atlantic right whale)
Lineage: Eukaryota; Metazoa; Chordata; Mammalia; Artiodactyla; Balaenidae
Gene: UCKL1
Product: uridine-cytidine kinase 1 like 1
Exons: 15
Coding region: 401-2062 (553 amino acids)
Cellular component (GO): cytoplasm
Molecular function (GO): ATP binding; kinase activity
Source: RefSeq, a predicted model, not a curated record
GAGGAGGGGGCACAGUGGUCCUCAGCCAGCCCUGGGUGGGCAGCGUGCCAGGCUGAGCACAGGAGGGGCAGUUCACACCCGAUGCUGGCUUGAGGUCCGCCUGGCUGUCUUCGGCGGGUCAGUGCUAUUAAUAUCAGGCCAGUGCACGGCCCCCAGCCGGGUGAUCCUCUUAUGCCGGUAGCCUCGGCCUCUGAGGCCAGCGGUGAGUGCUGUUGCUUCGGCACGGGCUCCCGGGGCCUCUCACCUGCUGGCCCCCCGCCUCCCAGGGGACAGCCUCUGCCAGCCAGGGCUUGGACCCCACUUCGGCUCCUCACCUGCUGUGCUGCCCACCCAUGGAGGAGCAGUUCCGGGGGCUGCUGAGCUGUCCUGGGGGGCUGCCGGGGGUCUAAGAGGCGGCGCGAUGAUGCCCUGCACACACCUGGGAUCACCCUGCUGUCCCGGUCUCCCCUGUGUCCUGGCCAUGAGCAGCCCCCCGGCUUACCCUGGCAUUAGGGUCUCGGGGUGCUGGACCCUUGGAGCAGAAGGCAGCAGCAACGCGGAGUCCUUGGACAGGCUUCUCCCACCCGUGGGCGCCGGGCGCUCGCCCCGGAAGCGCACCACCAGCCAGUGCAAGUCUGAGCCGCCCCUGCUGCGCACCAGCAAGCGCACCAUCUACACGGCGGGGCGGCCGCCCUGGUACAACGAGCACGGCACCCAGUCCAAGGAGGCCUUCGCCAUCGGCCUGGGAGGCGGCAGUGCUUCUGGGAAGACCACUGUGGCCAGAAUGAUCAUCGAGGCCCUGGACGUGCCCUGGGUGGUCUUGCUGUCCAUGGAUUCCUUCUACAAGGUGCUCACCAGGCAGCAGCAGGAGCAGGCCGCCCACAACAACUUCAACUUCGACCACCCAGAUGCCUUUGACUUCGACCUCAUCAUCUCCACCCUCAAGAAGCUGAAGCAGGGCAAGAGUGUCAAGGUGCCCAUCUACGACUUCACCACCCACAGCCGGAAGAAGGACUGGAAAACGCUCUACGGUGCAAACGUCAUCAUUUUCGAGGGCAUCAUGGCCUUUGCUGACAAGACACUUCUGGAGCUCCUGGACAUGAAAAUCUUCGUGGACACGGACUCUGACAUCCGCCUCGUGCGGCGGCUGCGCCGUGACAUCAGCGAGCGGGGCCGAGACAUCGAGGGUGUCAUCAAGCAGUACAACAAGUUUGUGAAGCCCGCCUUCGAUCAGUACAUCCAGCCCACCAUGCGCGUGGCGGACAUUGUGGUGCCCCGGGGGAGCGGGAACACAGUGGCCAUCGAUCUGAUCGUGCAGCACGUGCACAGCCAGCUGGAAGAGCGUGAGCUCAGUGUCAGGGCCGCGCUGGCCUCAGCGCACCAGUGCCACCCCCUGCCCCGGACGCUGAGUGUCCUCAAGAGCACGCCGCAGGUGCGGGGCAUGCACACCAUCAUCAGGGACCGGGAGACCAGCCGCGACGAGUUCAUCUUCUACUCUAAGAGGCUGAUGCGGCUGCUCAUCGAGCACGCGCUCUCCUUCCUGCCCUUCCAGGACUGCGUCGUGCAGACCCCGCAGGGCCAGGACUACUCGGGCAAGUGCUACGCGGGGAAGCAGAUCACAGGCGUGUCCAUCCUGCGGGCCGGUGAGACCAUGGAGCCUGCGCUGCGGGCCGUGUGCAAGGACGUGCGCAUCGGCACCAUCCUCAUCCAGACCAACCAGUUCACCGGGGAGCCCGAGCUCCACUACCUGCGGCUCCCCAAGGACAUCAGUGACGACCACGUGAUCCUGAUGGACUGCACAGUGUCCACUGGCGCGGCGGCCAUGAUGGCGGUGCGGGUGCUGCUGGACCACGACGUGCCCGAGGACAAGAUCUUCCUGCUGUCGCUGCUCAUGGCGGAGAUGGGUGUCCACUCGGUGGCCUAUGCGUUCCCGCGCGUGAGAAUCAUCACCACGGCGGUGGACAAGCGCAUCAACGACCUCUUCCGCAUCAUCCCUGGCAUAGGGAACUUCGGCGACCGCUACUUCGGGACCGACGCCGUCCCCGAUGGCAGCGAUGAGGAGGAAGGGGGCUCUGCGGGGUAGCCGCCCACCCCGCCCCCAACCCCUCCUGCUUCCCCGGGGCUUACAGAGUAGAGAUGCUAACUUAUUUGAAUUAAAAAACGUGUUACCGGUGUACCUUGUCUAAACAUUUUGUAAAAUAAAACUUGAAAAUGAA